Molecule: messenger RNA, 819 nt
Organism: Parascedosporium putredinis
Lineage: Eukaryota; Fungi; Ascomycota; Sordariomycetes; Microascales; Microascaceae
Source: the annotation of a GenBank genome assembly
AUGGACUUUUCCCCGCAGAGCGUCGCCUUCGUGACUGGCGCCGGCGGCACCGUCGGCCGCUACACGGUCCUCCAGUUCGCGCGCGACGGCGUCCGCAACAUCGCGGGCCUGGACCUAUCCGAAGAAGGCCUCCAAGAAACCCAGAAAAUCCUCGCCGAGGAGUGCCCAGAGGCCGUGUUCCUCCCCUCGCUGGACCACGCGGUCAACAAUGCUGGCGUGGGUCAGACGCUCAAGCCCACGUCGGAACUGGAGUUUGGGGAGUUUGACAAGGUGAUCGGGGUCAAUCUCAAGGGUGUUUGGGUGUGCGAGAAGCUGGAGCUAGCCAUAAUGGAGAAGCAGGAGCCUCUUCCCUUGACGUCGAAGGCCUCCGGUCGCAUUGCUUCUCGGGGCACCAUCGUCAACGUCAGCUCCGUUCUAGGACUUCUCGCGAUGCCGACCCUCGGUGUAUAUACCAUGUCUAAACACGGUGUCGUCGGAUUGACGAGGUCAGAUGCCAUUGACUACUCGAAAAAGGGAAUCCGCGUCAACGCAGUAUCCCCGGGAUUCAUCGACACACCGUUGCUCAAGGAAUCAAGUCGCAAAGCACUUGCUCCGUCAAUUUCCAAGACACCUUUGGGUCGCCUAGCAAACCCUCAAGAAAUCGCAGAUUCCAUCAUCUACCUUUCAAGCCCGAGAUCGAGCUACGUCACAGGCACCGUACUAGCUCGAAACCGUGGAUCCUCCUCGGAUCGUCUCAACUCGACCGCGGCGCCUGUUACUGCAAAGGUUGAGUCUCUCAUUUUCUAUGUCAGCAUACAACUCCAGUCUACUCUAGCUUGA